Molecule: messenger RNA, 1065 nt
Organism: Trypanosoma grayi
Lineage: Eukaryota; Euglenozoa; Kinetoplastea; Trypanosomatida; Trypanosomatidae
Product: zinc finger family protein
Exons: 1
Coding region: 1-1065 (354 amino acids)
Biological process (GO): protein ubiquitination
Molecular function (GO): ubiquitin protein ligase activity
Source: RefSeq, a predicted model, not a curated record
AUGGGCAACCGACAACCCGUGGAGCGUCACGUCGCGCAUCCCAAGUGCUUCUACCUUGUAGUAGGCGGGCCGCCUAUUCGUUACGUCGGUGCCAACGCUUCGCGGGGCCCGCUUAUAUUCGACGUGGAGACGGAGGCGAUCAGUGACGAGAACGCUGUCGAGCAUGCAGAGACGGUGAAUCUGCAGGUGGCCAUACCGUCGAAGCAGAUGUUCAAGCUUGUACCGGUAAAUGUGGCCAACAAAAAAUCUGGAUUCUUGCUUUCCUUCAGUGUCUCCAUUGUAGAACCGGGGCAGACCUUGCGUGUGCUCGCCGGCGUGGAUAUUGACUACCGUCCGGGCGAGGGCGUGAUGUUGAUGCAGGCGGAGCGAAGUCAGAACCCGUUCUGCGUAUACGAAGCCGCGUCAUCGGGGGAUUUUGGCGAGGAGGUUGUUGUGGAUGAGGUACUGUACCUGCAGAAACUCAAGAAGGCCGUCUUCACGGAGGGUGCGGAAGGGAAACGGCUCACAUAUGCGCCUAUCGCCAUUGAGCUCACAUUCGAGACGCCCACGGGGACCGCCUCCACGACGGAGAAUUCUACUGCCGCUGCUGAGAUGGCGGCGGGUGAGGAGAGGCGGGAAGGUAGUGCAAAAAUGAUGGAGGAUAGCAACCUCGCGUCGUCGUCAGAGAUAAUGCGGGUGGUGCAGUACACAUUUCUAGACAUCCCUGACGCCGCACAUGAUCGGGCGACGCUCACCUCGCUGCUGCAUGAGGGGGCGGGCGAGGGGGGGGAACGGCCUGUGUGCGAGGCAAAAGUUGUGCGGCAGCUGCUUCAGUACGGGACGGAAGUGUACGAACUCGACGACGUCUUCGACCUUGGCGCCUGUGACGAUCUUAGUGGCUCCAAUGCUGAGAGUGAAGAUGAUGCGGGGCUCUGCGUUGUAUGCUUGACAAAUGCAAAGGACACAACACUUCUGCCCUGCCGCCACAUGUGUCUCUGCUACGAGUGUGCCAGCGUACUCCGUUUCCAGCAAAGCAACCGAUGCCCUAUUUGUCGUGCCAGUAUUGAGCGUGUCAUGACAAUAUAG